AUGAAAGGCGGCGUCGUCCGCAGCCAGACACACGGCGCCAUUGACGACGAACCUGCCACACUGCACCGCCUGCAUAGAGAGAGGGAGAGGGCACAAACCAGAGCUAUCAGGGAGCUCAGCGACGCAACUGGCCGCAAGAUAACAACUAAAUGGGACAUGAUGCGUCACUUAGAAGAGCAUUUCUCCGACCUCUUCAAGGGCGAUGUACCAGACGACGCAGAAACAGCCAAAAUAUUAGAGGAAACGCGCAGACAGCUGAACAGCACCGACCGUGCUUUGUUGACAGAGGCCGUGACAGGACGAAGUCAGAGGUGUCCUCAAAACCUGCGCCAGCGAAAUACCACCCCCGUUCCUGGAAGGGACCCUGACGCCGAAGACAGCAGCGCCGAAGACAGCAGCGCCGAAGACAGCAGCGCCGAAGACAGCAGCGCCGAAGACAGCAGCGCCGAAGACAGCAGCGCCGAAGACAGCAGCGCCGAAGACAGCAGCGCCGAAGACAGCAGCGCCGAAGACAGCAGCGCCGAAGACAGCAGCGCCGAAGACAGCAGCGCCGAAGACAGCAGCGCCGAAGACAGCAGCGAUGAAGACAGCAGCGAUGAAGACAGCAGCGAUGAAGACAGCAGCGAUGAAGACAGCAGCGAUGAAGACAGCAGCGAUGAAGACAGCAGCGAUGAAAACAGCAGCAGACUACCGCCCGAUCACUCUUUUAAACACGGACUACAAGCUAACAGUAAAACGCGCCGCUGA
Messenger RNA from Schistocerca nitens (vagrant locust), 747 nucleotides. Its product is annotated as germ cell nuclear acidic protein-like. Bases 1 to 747 code for a protein of 248 amino acids. NCBI's taxonomy places the organism in Eukaryota, Metazoa, Arthropoda, Insecta, Orthoptera, Acrididae. The transcript has 2 exons. The record is from RefSeq and is a predicted model, not a curated record.